This is a messenger RNA of Cheilinus undulatus (humphead wrasse), 1876 nucleotides long. It is a transcript of the gene ctsa, whose product is annotated as cathepsin A. Gene Ontology annotation, molecular function: serine-type carboxypeptidase activity. The transcript is spliced from 14 exons. Bases 137 to 1552 code for a protein of 471 amino acids. Gene Ontology annotation, biological process: proteolysis. The record is from RefSeq and is a predicted model, not a curated record. Lineage: Eukaryota; Metazoa; Chordata; Actinopteri; Labriformes; Labridae.
CUGGUGGCGGCAGCAGGAACACAGGGGUCCGUCCCCUCAUGUGACCGGCGGCAGUCAUAUGACCUGUUAAUGUUAGUUAUCGGCAGCUGCAGUCACAUUUUACCUGCUGCUUUGACCAGGGAAGACAGCUGACAAGAUGGCGGCGGCGCUGCUAUGGAUUCUCGUCUCUCUGCUCGGCAGUGAAGCGGCUCCGGCCGCAGACGAGGUGAAGUACCUGCCCGGUCUGCAGAAACAGCCCAGCUUCAGACAGUACUCAGGAUACCUGAGCGUGGCCAACGGCAAACACCUGCACUACUGGUUUGUGGAGUCUCAGAAGGACCCGUCCUCUGACCCCGUGGUCCUGUGGUUAAACGGCGGUCCAGGCUGCAGCUCCCUGGAUGGACUACUGACUGAACAUGGACCCUUCCUGAUCCAGGAUGAUGGCGUGACGCUGCAGUACAACCCGUACUCCUGGAACAAGAUUUCCAACAUGUUAUACCUGGAGUCUCCAGUAGGGGUGGGCUUCUCGUACUCUGAUGAUAAAAACUACGUCACCAAUGACACUGAGGUGUCCAUGAACAACUACCUGGCUCUGAAGGAGUUCUUCCGCCUGUUUCCAGAGUUCAGCAAGAAUGAACUCUUCCUCACUGGAGAGAGUUACGGAGGAAUCUACAUCCCAACGCUGGCCGAGCGAGUGAUGGAGGACGAAAGCCUCAACCUACAGGGCAUCGCCGUUGGAAAUGGGAUGGCGAGUUACGAGCUGAACGAUAACUCUCUGGUCUACUUUGCGUACUAUCACGGCCUGCUGGGGAGCAAACUGUGGAGCGAGCUGCAGAAAUACUGCUGCAAGGACGGGAAGUGCAACUUCUAUGACAACCUCAGCAAGAACUGCUCUAGCUGUCUCUCUGAGGUUCAGGACAUCGUCUACAGCUCUGGUCUCAACAUGUACAACCUCUACGCCCCCUGUCCAGGUGGAGUCCGUCAGAGAGUCAGUGUUGAAGACGGCGAGCUGGUGAUCAGAGACCUGGGGAACUCGUUCAUCAGCCAUCCUUGGACUCGCCUGUGGAGCCUGAAGUUACGAGGUCUGGCGUCGCUCCACCUGAACGUCCGUCUGGACCCCCCCUGCACUAACUCCACCCCUUCCACGCUCUACCUGAACAACGCCUACGUCAAAGCGGCGCUGCACAUCAGCCCCAAAGCUCUGGACUGGGUCAUCUGCAGCUCUGAGGUGAACCUGAACUACGGCCGUCUCUACAUGGAUGUGAAGAAACAGUACCUGAAGCUGCUCUCUGCUCUGAAAUACCGCAUCCUGGUCUACAACGGGGACGUGGACAUGGCCUGCAACUUCAUGGGGGACGAGUGGUUCGUGGAGUCUCUGCACCAGCAGGUGGAGGUCCAGAGACGUCCGUGGCUCUAUGACGAUGAGGAUGGCCGACAGGUUGGAGGCUUCGUCAAGGAGUUCGACAACCUUGCCUUCCUCACUGUGAAGGGAUCUGGUCACAUGGUUCCUACAGACAAACCAGGCGCUGCCUACACCAUGUUCUCCAGGUUCAUCAACAGACAGCCAUACUGACCUUUGACCCCUGACUUCUGUUGCUUCCCCUCUGGGCUGCCACGCUUUCAUCUUAUGGGAUUUUUUUUUAACACACUGCCAGCCAAUCAACACUCUUCUGCUUUUUCUGCCUGGUAACCAGGUCAUUUUGCAGGAAAUUAAGAGUCAACCAAUCACGUAACUCUUCAGAUCUUCCUGUUCCAACGUCGCCAUGUCAACAUGUGGUUGCCAUAGAGACGUGCACUGCCUCAGUCUUCAUCGUCCUGAAUGUGAAUCUUUAUUUUUCGUGUUUUUGUUGAUUUAAAGGGAAUAAAUGAUAUUAAAGAUCAAAGUGUUAAUAAUAAA